AACUGCAAGAGCAAUAGAAAAAACACGUUACACCUUAAAUUAUUCACGAGAUUAGUAAAUAAAUUUACUUUUUUUAAAUUUAGUUCCGCAUUUAGUUAGCCCGAACGAUGGCAAAUUUGAAUGCGCUAUUGCUGUCUUUUUUUUUGAUCCUCGUCUCGUUUGUGGUGAACAUAACAUAUGCUACCGUUCAACCAAGAGCGCCAAAUUUUCAAUAUUUUGAAAGACCAAAGUAUCGCUAUCCGUACUACGAUGAAAAUGGACGAGGAAAACUCCUUUACGGCUAUGGCGGACCGGAAUUGUACCAAUAUAAGACCUACACUCCAUUGGAAGGCAUUCACUAAAUGACACCAGCAUACAUUUCUAAUUGUAAAUUUAAUAACUUAUAAUCAUCUGGAAUUUUGGUAUACAAAUUUUUCCUAUGUUAUAUUAGUUAAUUUAUUUUGGGGAAUUUAAUGGUUUAAAGCUCAUCAAGGAAAAAGAUUGAAAUGUGAAAUGGAUCGCUAUGUUCAAAUAUGCAUAAGUACAUGCAUACAUAUGUACAUACAAACGAAGUUAAUACGAGCUUUUGAUGAAAUUAAAAAUGUGCGAAAUGUAUUUUGUAUUUAAAUUCGGCAAUAUA
Messenger RNA from Scaptodrosophila lebanonensis, 619 nucleotides. RefSeq lists its product as uncharacterized. The record is from RefSeq and is a predicted model, not a curated record. Bases 108 to 341 code for a protein of 77 amino acids. The transcript has 3 exons. Lineage: Eukaryota; Metazoa; Arthropoda; Insecta; Diptera; Drosophilidae.